AUGUUCAAACCAGCAGUUCUCCUGGCUCUAGCCACUGCCGUCAUGGCGAGAAAAUGCCAAAAUCUCAACAUCCCCAUCUCCAUCUCAGCGCGCAAUGCCGUCUUCAAUCUCCCAAAUCCAGUAUCGGAAAUCGAUGUUACCAAUUUCGCCCUUUCUCUCACCCGUCCAGGCACUGAUUUCCCCGAUAGUAUAUUAACAGGUUACAAAACCGUCAGCGGCAAGUACUCCAUCGCCGCCACCUACUGCCAGCCAGAUCACGGACCCGGCAAGGCCCUCCAAAUCCUGACCCACGGUGUCGGUUUCGAUCGAAGCUACUGGGAUCUCUCCUUCAACAACUUCAACUACAGCUACGUUGCCCAUGCCGUUGACGAACAAGGCUACUCAACCUUCACCUGGGACCGUCUCGGCAUCGCCUCCUCUUCCAAGGGCGAUCCAGUCAACGAGAUCCAAAAGUCUCUCGAAGUUGCCGCUCUGCAAGAACUUUCCAUCCUCCUCCGCCAAGGCUCUGUCCGCGGCAUCAGCGCAAAGUUUGAUAAAUUCAUCCAUGUCGGACACUCCUUCGGCUCCGCCAUCACAUACAACUUCAUCAACGCAAACCCAGACUUCAGCGACGCCGCCAUCCUGACCGGCUUCAGCCAGAGCCAGAACCUGGAUUUCGCCACCGCCUUCCUCCUUGGCGGCAACUUCAGGCCUGUAAAGGAGAAUCCUCUCCUGGCAGCCAAGUAUCCGAUCGGCUACUUUGCGCCACAGUCAUCCAUUGGCGUCAACAUCCAGUUCUUUGCCCCGGGCGAUUUCGAUCCCAAAAUGCUCGCAAACGCUUUCAACAUUGGCCAAGCAGCUACUCCUGGCGAGCUCUUGACAAUUGCCUCUGGUGCUGGCGAUACCAACUCCUUCAAAGGCCACCUUUUAAUCAUCACAGGAGAACGGGAUCUGCCCUUCUGCGGUGGCAACUGCACAGACACCACAAGCAUUCAAGGGGCUUUCCCCGAUCUCCUUGCUCCCUCUAAGGCAUUCUUUCCUAGCGCCGCAACCUUCAACACAAGCAUUGUUCCCGGAGCCGGCCACGGCCUCAACCUGGGUUACUCUCACAAAACUACAUACGCGUCUAUGUUCGACUUUCUUAGUUCUUUCUAUUGA
Trichoderma asperellum CBS 433.97 is the source of this 1137-nucleotide messenger RNA. RefSeq lists its product as uncharacterized. The record is from RefSeq and is a predicted model, not a curated record. Lineage: Eukaryota; Fungi; Ascomycota; Sordariomycetes; Hypocreales; Hypocreaceae.